Physella acuta is the source of this 736-nucleotide messenger RNA. RefSeq lists its product as uncharacterized. NCBI's taxonomy places the organism in Eukaryota, Metazoa, Mollusca, Gastropoda, Physidae. The record is from RefSeq and is a predicted model, not a curated record.
CUACAGCUAACGACCCCACCCUAACCCACGACCACACCCUAACCCACAACACCUACCAUGGCCAACUUCCAACACGGUCUCUUCGGCUGCUUCGACAACAUCGGCCUGUGCCUGAUCACCUACUUCGUGCCCUGCUACACCUUCGGCAAGAACGCCGAGGCCGUGGGCGACUCCUGCCUUCUCUGUGGCCUCAUCUACUUCGUCCCCAUCGUCGACAUCGUCGCUCUCGUCUCGGUGCGCGGGAAGAUUCGAGAGUCUCGGAACAUCGAGGGCAACAUUUUGACAGACUUGUUGUCCAUCCUGUGCUGUCAUUUGUGUGCUCUGGUGCAGGAGGCUCAAGAAGUUCAAGCACCAGGUGGACAGGCGAUGGCCCGUACUUAGGUUACUUUUAAAAUAAUACAUCAUUUAUUUAUCUAGGGGACACAACUGUGUUAAAUAUCUAAAGGGAAACUACUGUGGAAAAAAUACAAAAUUAACAUUUAGAAAAAUUAAUUGUAAAAUGUAUUCAAAAUCUCAACAUAAAAAAAUAUUUUACUUUAACGUCUAGCAUUUUUAAAACAAAGUAUAUGGUAAAAAAAGUAUUUUUAUGACAUUUAACGUUUAUUUUAAAAAAUAGUAUUAUUUAUUUGAAAUUGCAGCAUAUCAUAUGGACAUUUGUAGCUUCUUUUUUUAAAAAAGCAACUAUUUAUGUGAAGUGUAUCAACGUGUUACAAAUAUAUGUAUCAAUUUUCAUCCU